Symbiodinium sp. CCMP2592 is the source of this 2622-nucleotide messenger RNA. The record is from the annotation of a GenBank genome assembly. NCBI's taxonomy places the organism in Eukaryota, Dinophyceae, Suessiales, Symbiodiniaceae.
AUGGAGUACGAGUCGGUGACGUCUGACAUCUUGACUUGCUGCAUCGUCCGAGUGUUGGUGUUUCCUUUGAUGGCCGGGAUGGCUGGCCGGGUCUACAGAAGCACGGAGGCGCAUGGGAGUCUGCACGAGAAGUUGCCAGAAACGGGACAAGAGGUGACUUGCGAGUGCCUUUGGCAGAGGUUGCAAGGCGAAACGCAAUGGUGUUUCAACCAUGCACAGGAGAAGAGUGCUUUCGAAAUGAAGUGCGGCCAUGCGCUGCUGAUGAAGCGGGCGCAUCGCAGGAAGGAGAUCAUAAUGCUUGUGCUUUUCGCAAUCGGCACAGGCAUGUCAAUCUACAGCGGUAUCAAGUGCGUCGUGUACCACUACGACGCGCGGUUCUUGGCCUUAGAGGGCACGCUGCAAGCUUCGAUUCUGGCGAUGAUCAACGUAGAGUACUUCAUGCUGAAAAAGCUGCUGAACAAAUUCACCGAGGAGCAAGGGGAGCUCAUCCCGCAUGUCCACAUGCACCAGCUCUUUUUUGAGAUGGGUCUGAAGUUCCACAACUGUGAAGUGUGCCGUCACCAGAUGAAGGGUCCCCAUUACGUCGCAUACAGAUGCAGAACGUGCGACUUCAACCUCUGUCCAAGGUGUUACAAGCAGAAAGACAAGCACCACGCCAAGGGAUUUGGUGCACGUGGCCCAGAUGGAGAGCAAAUCACGACAUGGACAUACUUCAAGCGAAUACUGCAGCUCUCCCGGGAAUUGUGGCCUAUGAUGGUGGCAGCUGUCACUUGCUUGCUCAUCACGCAGGCAUUGCAAAUCUUUGCUCCAGAUGUGCAAGGGUCGAUCUUCGAUGGCAUCCUCGCAUACCUGAAGAACCCCGAGGGCGGAAGAUCAAAGUUUGAGUAUGCCAUGCUCACCUAUGUUAUCAUAAAUUUUUUGCAGGGGUGCUUCAGCGGCUUCAGAGCUCUUGCGCAAGAAUUGGUGCAGCGACGCAUGGCCUGUUCUGUCCGCUCGAAGCUCUUUGCAAGCGUGGUCCGCAUGGAUAUCGCAUUCUUCGAUACCAUGCACACUGGUCAGUUGAUAUCGCGCCUGACAAAUGAUGUCAGCGACCUGGACGAGCCGCUCAGCACGUUGAUGAAUGAUCUGCUGGCCAACCUUCUCUUGCUGGUGGGCAGCAUGUUCAUGGCUUUUCACACUUCUUGGAAGCUGUCGGUCCUUGCACUUACCAUUGUGCCUCCGAUCUCUUACAGCUACCGUGCAUAUGCCACGUGGGCCAGGAACAUCACAAUGUCCAUGUACUGCGCGUAUGGUGAGGCAAACAGCACUGCAACGGAUGCCAUUAGCAACAUCCGUACAGUGCGUGGUUUUGCAGCCGAAGAGCAGGAGACUCUCAGAUACUUAGACAGCAUCAACACAGCCUUAGGUCAAGGUGUGAGGAAUGCUUACGUUGGAGCUUUGGUGACUGCCUUCUCAACGUAUCUCAAUUUGGGCACGGCGGUGCUUAUUUUGUGGUAUGGUGGCCAGCUGGUUUGUGACGGGAAAGGGGAAGUGACGAGUGUCGGCUCUCUCAUCACGUUCCAGCUUUAUUGGAACAUGAUGAACGGUGCUUUCCUUGCUCUCGGGAACGUCCUGAACCAGUUGAUCCGUUCCUCGUCGGCUGCGGAACGGGUCUUUUCCUUGAUGGAGGCCAGCCGCCCCGAUGGCCCUAACGAUGGCCCUCCAAGGAGGGCGGUGAUGGAGGUCACGCGCGAGUCGGUGCAAGGCCACUUGCAGCUUCGUGACAUCUACUUUCAUUACAGGUCUCGUCCCGCGACUUUGGUGCUGCAAGGAGUUCACAUAGACAUGCCCCCUGGGACCACCACCGCUCUUGUGGGCAAGAGCGGAGGUGGAAAGAGUACUUUGAUUCAUCUCCUCAUGAGAUUCUACGACCCAACUGCUGGGGAAAUUUUCCUGGAUGGCCGGAGUAUGACGACCCUGUCCUCCAGGAGUGUUCGUCGAUGUUGCGGUUUCGUUGCGCAGGAGACACAGCUUUUCUCUUGCACCAUAGUUGAAAACCUUGCCUACGGAAUAGGCAGAGACUACACUCUUGAUGAAGUAGUUGAAGCUUGCCGAGCAGCCAACGCGCAUGAGUUCAUUCUGGAGAUGGAAGAAGGUUAUGACACGCAAGUCGGCGAGAAAGGCGUCAUGCUGUCUGGUGGACAGAGGCAGCGUUUGGCGAUUGCACGGUGCUUCCUUCGCAAGCCGCGGAUGUUAUUCUUGGAUGAAGCAACAUCAGCUCUUGAUGCAGAGAACGAGGCAAUUGUGCAGUGUGCGCUCGAGUCUUUGCUGUCUGAGCUGAAGAGCACAGUUGUGCUGAUUGCUCACCGACUGAGCACUGUUAUCAAUGCAACAUCGAUCUGUGUCGUACAGAAAGGAAGGAUUGUGGAGCAUGGCAAUCACGAAGACCUCGUUGCGGCCGGCGGAUUCUAUGCCCAGCUUGUCAGUCGCCAGCUUUCCCGUAAUGCAAGUGCUGUGAUGGAUUCCAAGGAGGAGAAAACAGAGAAUCUUGACAGCCACGUCAUCCAUAUGCAAUCGAGGCGACAGGUUUGUGUUGCGGCUCCUCAGUCGCCGCAAAUGUUUGCACACGAUGUUUUCGCCUAG